Messenger RNA from Melampsora larici-populina 98AG31, 1527 nucleotides. RefSeq lists its product as uncharacterized. Lineage: Eukaryota; Fungi; Basidiomycota; Pucciniomycetes; Pucciniales; Melampsoraceae. The transcript has a single exon. The record is from RefSeq and is a predicted model, not a curated record. The annotation marks the transcript as partial.
UGAUGAUGUUUCCGAGGACCCCAAAAAGAUUGACUACAAGCUUAGUUACCGAGCUCAAUGCGCAUUCCAACUAUUCUCCCACACAUUCAAGGGUGAUCAAGACUAGACAGUAUAGUGAUGAAGAGGAAGAACAGGAAGAAGAUUACCAUGACGAUGAAGAUGAGCAAAGGAGGAGGUUAGGAACUAGCAUCAAUCGAUCACAGAGCUCGAUGAGCCAUAUACUUGAUCGCGCCCAAACAAUGCUUUCCCGUGCAGGUCACCGCGACGACUCAGAUCUGGCUUUAGGCUCUAGUAGAGGUCGUUACCAUAGUGAUGCUUCGAUGAGUUCGAGUUUACGAAAUGUCAUCAGUCAAGAGCAAAUCAGAAGUACGGGCGAGAGAGCAAGGAGAAAAGAAAACGGUGAUGAUGAGUGGAAUAAUCUUCAACAUGAAAGGACUCGUAAAUUGACAAGUCGAUCAACUAUGGACUUGAACCAAUUUGAAUCUUAUCAAAAUAGGAACGAAUUUAAUGAUGAUGAUGGACAAACACCUAUGAAGAAGCGUACGAGUCGGAAUGCACAUUCACAAGGAACUGAUUCAAAGUAUAGGUUUGGAAGAAAUGAGAGAGGAGAUGGUGAAAGUGUGAUGAUGAAUGAAGAAGAAGUAGAAGAGGAAGAAGCGGGAAUGAAGAAAGUAAGAUCUAGAAAGAUGAGUGCAGCAACAGCCGCAUUAGAAAGAUUAAGUCAUUUAGGUGGUAAAAGUUGGGGAGGUCGAAUUUCUUCUGCCAUGAGUAGUAGUGGAUCUGGAUCAGCAAAGAUGGAGGAUUCGAGGAAAAAGAAAGGAGAUAGAGAAGGAACUGAUGAAGGUCUUGGAGAACAUCUUCAAGAAGGAUUUGAUGGAGGACUUGUGAGAAGUUCUACUAUGAUUGAAGGUGGUAGGAAAAGAGGUCAAUCGAUACAUCAAUUAUGGAAGAUGAAGCGAUCAUCGAUUGCUAGAAGUUGAAAAAGAUGUUAUGUAUUGUCAGAUGGAAUAGGUUGAUAUGGGUUUCUUAUUUUGAAGAAUUUGUUGGAUUAGCUGCAGGGAGAGAAAAUGUGAGUGUGAGGGUCACAUAAACAGAUAAAAUUAUUAAUCUACAUCUUUCUGGACUCGACUUUUCCAACCUCACUUUUAUUCUACAAAAAAAAUUAAAGAAGAAAAAAACAAGCAAGAAGAGUAGAAUCUUUUUUGAUUUUUGAUUAGUCGUUAUUUGUCAGAUUUCCAGUCUUUGGGUUAUUAUUGGGUUCUAUGUCUCUGUUAUAAGUAUAUAUAUAUAUAAAUAUCUUUUUUUAUUUCUUUAUUUGAAUUUUCUCUUGUGACUUUAAUCUUCUUUUUUUUUCUCUUUAAAUUGGGUUUCAAUCAAGUUUUUUUUUUGUAAGUUAAUAUGAUGAGAUGAGAUGAGAUGAGAUGUUAUUUUUUUCUUUAUUCUUUGUGGUUUAAUUGUUCUUUCUUUUGGUUUGAUUUCAUGAAACAUGAAAAAAAAAGAAUUAAUGAAUGAGAAGUUGAUUUAUAG